Messenger RNA from Phoenix dactylifera (date palm), 1252 nucleotides. The record is from RefSeq and is a predicted model, not a curated record. NCBI's taxonomy places the organism in Eukaryota, Viridiplantae, Streptophyta, Magnoliopsida, Arecales, Arecaceae.
GCCAAACCGCUCGCCUCUCAAUCCCAGAAGCAGAGCCCACCGGAACCAACUGCACCCUUCUCACCUGUUAACAUUCCUCAUUCUUUAUUAAAUCCACGCGAAUACCGCACAAGAGAGCCCUCAAAGAGCCCUCGAAACGUUCGCAUACGAUCCCAAAUCUAAUCCUUCCAAAGCAGCAGCCGCGGUUUCUUCCGAGAAAAAUAAAAAAAAGUUCCGUUUCGAAUCAGCAAAAGAAAGGAAGGAUGAUAUUGGUGGCGAUAGUGGCGGAGCUCCUGGAGGAGUACACGGUGCUGGUGGCGAGGGUUCUGGAGCAGCUGCUCCACGACGCGCCCUUCCCCCGCCGGAUGCGCUUCCUCAUGCUCAGAAGCCUCCCCUUCGCCUCCCCGCCACCCGACGCCCGCCCCGCCGCCGCAGCCACCCCCUGAUCGGUACGGACGUUGAGGUUAGCGUUCUUUGCGGCCUGGAUCUGUGUCCAUGAGCUUGGUUUUUGUCUCUAUCUUUUAUUUCUAAUUUUAAUCUUUAAUCAAUGUCGCUCGCAGGUGAAAUUUCUUUUCUUUUUUCUUUUUUCCUGUUCUUGUAAAAAUAUAUUAUAUGAAUCGAUUUUUAGCUGUUUGGUCGUAUUCUUUCCGGGUUCAUAGCUUUGUUUCUGUUUCUUUUUAGUAGAAAAAUAUGUGAAAAUAAGAGUGAGCAGGAUCGGAGAAAUUUUGGCGUGGCGAUUUCCAAAUUCCGAAUUCGAAUCUCAAAUGAGAAGUAGGGAACAAGUGGAGAUGGGGGAUUGUGAUGGUUCCUUGUGGAAAGGAAGGUUGUCAUGGGGGUUGGUGGAAAGGGAAAUCAAAGCCAGCUUCAGCGGGGUUGAUUGGGAAAAGAGAGAGAGAGAGAGAGAGAGAGAGAGGAGACGGUGCUAUGUGUACGAGUACUGGGAUCAAUGUCUCCCUUCUUUUCUGGCCACUAGAUCUGCUUUGAGAUGGAAACUGAAUUUUUCUCGGCUUAGUCUAAGAGCUUAGGAGGUCAAAGGCAUUCUCGAAUUGUUAAGGCCAACCUCAAGAGUCUUGGACCAAACUUGAGCUGCAGCAGCAGCAGCACCUAAUGCUUUGCCUGCCAUUAUGUUAUUCGCCAGAAUUUUAUUUGCUCCCACUAUUCACGCCAUCUCAUGUUCCACAGAGUCACUUUCGAUUCUAAAGUCGAAUGCUCCAUGCCCACAUAACAUUUUUUUUAAAAAUUUGUUAUUUUCUAGAAACUUUUUGGGUAUUUU